CCUUGUCAGAAUCUCCCCCCCCCCGACUCAAUCCCCCCGGCCAUGAACCUCAUCCCCCUCCCCCCACGGCUCAUUCGUUCUUCGAUGGGAGGUCCCACAAGUUGAUGGGUGGUUAACGGCUGUGCCGCAUGAGUGGCAUGUUGGAAUCUUGAGAUUUUUCUCCGCCCUUUCGACCGAUCCGGCGUGUCCAUAACAAAAAAAUCACCGAAUACCAGCCCAACCCCUCUUUUUUGAGUCCCUCUCUCUCUCGUCGCCCGUUUGUCUCUCGCGGAUCUAGCAAACAAAUCUGAAAAGAGGGUUUCGACAUCAACCAACUCCAUUCGAGAUCGGCCAAGUGUUUCUUCUUGGUAAGCGAAGAUGACGAUUGAGAGUUAUCCUGAUGCGUUGAUCGUGGGGGACGAGGAGGAUGAGAGCCAGUCAGAAAUUGAGAGUAUCGCCUCGUCCAGCACAAGUCUGCGCGAAUCCGUUCUCGAUUACCGCCUCGAGAACGGUAGGACAUACCACCGGUACAAAGACGGCAAAUACACGAAACCCAACGAUGAGCGGGAGAUGGACAGACUCGAGCUGGAGAAUGAGUUGUGGUUGAUUUCUCUCGACUUCGCCUCCGGCGUCGCCCCGCCCGCCGUGAAGGACUCAAAGUUUGCGUGUGCUCGUGCCCUAGACGUCGGCACCGGUACUGGUAGCUGGGCCAUUGACUUUGCGGAUGACCAUCCCGAGUCGGACGUUAUUGGCUUCGACCUCUCGCCGCCCCUGAAUGAGUACGUGCCGCCUAACCUCAAAUUCGAAAUCGAUGACCUUGAGGAGGAUUGGACAUGGUCCCGUCCAUUCAACUACAUCCACAGCAGAGUCAUGACAGGCGCCGUCAACGACUGGGACGCAUAUCUGCGCAAAAUUUACAAGAACCUCGAGCCAGGCGGCUGGGUCGAGCUGCAAGAGCUCGACAUCUUCGUCACCUCGGACGACGGCACCCUCACGGAGAAACACGCGCUCUCGCAGUGGAGCAAGCUCCUCCACGGCGCCUCGGAGAAGCUCGGGCGCCCCUACAUUGACCCCAAGUCCCUGGACCUCAAGGCUGCCGGCUUCGUCGACGUGUCCAUCACCACCUUCAAGUGGCCGCUCAACGAGUGGCCCAAGGACCCCAAGUACAAGCAGCUCGGCCGGAUCCAGCUCGAGAACGGCACGACGGGGAUGGAGGCCUUUACGAUGGCGGCGUUUACGCGCGCGUACGAGUGGUCGCCCGAGGAGGUCAAUGUCUUUCUCGUUAAUGUCCGGAAUGAUCUUAGGAAUAAGGCUAUUCAUGCUUAUAUGCCGGCAUAUUGUAUCAUUGGGCGGAAACCUGAUGUAGAGGAAAGUCUUUCCAUAUGAUAGAAGGAAGGAUUCUUAUUGAUGGAUCGUUCAUGGGCGAAACUAAGCCCCCCCCCCCC
Messenger RNA from Colletotrichum godetiae, 1424 nucleotides. Its product is annotated as S-adenosyl-L-methionine-dependent methyltransferase. Lineage: Eukaryota; Fungi; Ascomycota; Sordariomycetes; Glomerellales; Glomerellaceae. The record is from RefSeq and is a predicted model, not a curated record. The transcript has 8 exons. Bases 358 to 1365 code for a protein of 335 amino acids.